CCCCGUGUACGUGCGCCAGCACAGCCCGAUACUCCCCAGGGAUGGAGAGCUCCUCCAGCGACAGGCCCAUAAGGAACGAAGCGAGCACGAUGGGGGCCAUGCCCCUCUCCCCAGAAGGACAGUAAUUGUCGGCCAGAGUGAGGCUGCUCAGCCGCCGCAAGCGGCCUGUCAGCGCCCCGAGGAAGUGGGGGACACCCUUACACCCGCGGAGAGAAAGGCUUUCCAGCUUGGGGCCGUCGAGCGCCGAGCGCCAGUGGGCGGCAUGCGACGCGCUAAAACGGUAUCCUUCGAGCUUGAGGCUGCAGAGGGGUGGGAACCGCUUCACCUCACUCAGGUCAAGGGCGCACUUCCCCUUUCCCCUACUCCCCUGUGGACCGACAAGCUUAAGCGUCAGAUGCCGCAGGUCCUUCCCCUCUCUCAGUACGCACUGUACUGCCCCUAGCCGGUCUUUCCACGUUUCUUCCGACGAACCGAGCGCGUCAUACGAGAGGACGACGGUGA
This is a messenger RNA of Dacryopinax primogenitus, 501 nucleotides long. RefSeq lists its product as uncharacterized. The transcript has a single exon. The record is from RefSeq and is a predicted model, not a curated record. Bases 263 to 442 code for a protein of 59 amino acids. Lineage: Eukaryota; Fungi; Basidiomycota; Dacrymycetes; Dacrymycetales; Dacrymycetaceae.